Molecule: messenger RNA, 1149 nt
Organism: Fusarium venenatum
Lineage: Eukaryota; Fungi; Ascomycota; Sordariomycetes; Hypocreales; Nectriaceae
Source: RefSeq, a predicted model, not a curated record
AUGGACCGCCCCAACAACGCCAUAUACAUGCUGUCCGAAGGGAAUCACGAGCUUCGCGUCAUUCAGGAACAAUACAUACCUAAACAUGCUCAGUCACUGGUUGAUGUGCAAUACUCAGGAAUCAACCCUGCCGAUACUCGGCACAUGUACCUGAAUAUGACGAACUACGUUGCGGGUUAUGAGUUCACUGGAACCGUCAAGCAAGUCGGUCCAGAGUCCCCCUUCAAGAUUGGUCAAAACAUCUUCGGCAUUUCCCUUAUGUACGACCGUCGCCCUAAUUAUCUCGGCGCUCAUCAGAGUUAUCUGCUUGCAGAACCGUUGAUGACAUUUCUGCGGCCAGAACACCUCGACCCCAUCACAGCUGUGACACUUCUCGCUGGUGGAGGUACAGCGAUGGACGGUCUCUUCAACGUCCUGGGCUAUGGGUUCGCACUUGCCGAUAUCCCCGGCAAUGAACCUAAAGAUGAACCCAUUCUCAUCUGGGGAGGCGCAGGUAGCGUUGGACAAGGCGCUAUUCAACUUGCAAAAGCAGCUGGUUUCCACCCAAUUAUUGCAACUGCCUCACCACAGAACCAUGAGGUGUUGAAGGAACUCGGGGCAAGUCACGUCUUCAACUACAAGAGUCCUACCGUCAUACAAGACAUUCGCAGCUUGCUUGAGUCCUCAGGUUGGUCGCUGAAGACUGUCUUUGACGCAGUUUCUACUGGUCUGGGCGUUUUCGAAGGCCUCACAGAAGAGCAAGAAAAGGAAGUGCAGGAGAAAUACGACCAAAGCUCAUCAAGCAUGGCUCGUAAAUGCUGCGAUCCCAAGGUACCGUCAAGCGAGCUUCGUUUAACUUCCGUUCUUCCAGUCAAGAAAGAUCCAACUUAUGUAUUUUGUCUUAAUUUUCGUCCUGUGGAGGUUCUGAGCAUUGGCAAUGAAGGAGCUGAGUGGAGUGAAGAAUUUAAACAGGCUGAGGUGGCAAAGACGAACACGUGGCAGGCGCGCAUUGAGAAAGGAAUUGAAUGGUUGAUUGAGAACCAUGAAAAGUACUGGGAACCUCCUAGGACUAGGGUGGUUAAGGGCGUUGAAGAAGGCCUCCAAGGAAUUCGCGAUGUUUGGCAGGGGAAAGUCAGUCGGGAGAAGCUUGUCAUUGACCAUCGCAUCUGA